GAAGAGAGGAAAAGGGCUCGCCUCGUGAGAUCUGUCAAGUUCAGACAGACCAGCAAACCCAGUGGACCCAGUGCUGCAUCGCACCAUCUCUCCUAUCUACCAAACAUACCGCGCCCGCUUCUGUGUAGCCGUCUGUGGGGUUGCGGCCAAGUCAGGACCAAUCUGCAGACUUUGCUGCCGCAUUUGAAGAAGAGUCACUUACCCCAAAGUUUCCGGAAAUACAGCGCAGAGGGCAUCUGUGUGAGGAUGGCUGCGUACAAGCUGGUACUGAUCCGCCAUGGAGAGAGCUGCUGGAACCAGGAGAACCGCUUCUGCGGAUGGUUCGACGCGGACCUGAGUGAGACCGGGGAACAGGAGGCGAAGAGAGGAGGACAGGCUUUGAAAGACGCUGGCUAUGAAUUCGAUAUUUGUUACACCUCUGUCCUGAAGAGGGCCAUCCGCACCCUGUGGCAUGUUCUGGAUGGCAUCGACCAGAUGUGGCUGCCCGUCCACCGGACCUGGCGCCUCAAUGAGCGCCACUACGGUGGCCUGACCGGGCUGAACAAGGCUGAAACAGCAGCUAAACAUGGAGAGGCCCAGGUCAAGAUCUGGAGACGCUCUUUUGACACCCCACCCCCACCCAUGGAUGAGGGGCAUGACUUCUAUCAGACCAUAAGCAAGGACCGGCGUUAUGCCGACCUGACAGAGGAUCAGCUUCCAACCUGUGAGAGCCUCAAGGACACCAUUGCCAGGGCACUGCCUUUCUGGAACGAAGAGAUUGUUCCACAGAUCAAAGAGGGAAAGAGGGUGCUGAUUGCCGCCCAUGGCAACAGUCUCCGUGGCAUCGUCAAGCAUCUUGAGGGUAUGUCAGAGGAGGCCAUCAUGGAGCUGAACCUGCCCACAGGCAUCCCCAUUGUGUACGAGCUGGACAAAAACCUGAAGCCUUUAGGACCCAUGCAGUUCCUGGGAGACGAGGAGACCGUAAAGAAGGCCAUGGCAGCUGUGGCUGCUCAGGGCAAGGCCAAGUAAUAGACUCCUCUAGAGUACAGAUCAAUCAUGUGCUGUUCAGUUAUCAAGUUAAAGCAAAGUCAUUUACUGUUAGUGUCAUCACAGACUUGCACACACUCACACACACAUUGUGCACUUUAUUUUAUUAAGAUGCAGCUACCACACAAAUAUACAAUCUAGUGUUUGAUUUGAUUGGUCUAUAUUUUGUGACAUACCAAGGUAUUGAAACAUAGAUUUCAUUAUUAGACAAUGGAUAUCAACUGUAAUAUGAUUUAUGCACUGACCAAAUUGCAAAUUAGGGACCAGCGAAUAGGUGCAAACUUACUGACUUUGCAGAUUCACCCCAAGUAUUCCAAUUUACAAUCUGUGUAGUUCAAACUGAGUGGGAACAGAAUAACCUAGGAAGUAACACUGGGCAAGUUGAUAUGCUCUACACUGCUGAAUUUUGUUUGCUGUGGUGUUGUGAGAAAAAGAAUAAAUGUUGUGAGCCAUUAUGUGAUGAAAUCUGU
This is a messenger RNA of Thunnus maccoyii (southern bluefin tuna), 1496 nucleotides long. It is a transcript of the gene pgam1b, whose product is annotated as phosphoglycerate mutase 1b. The record is from RefSeq and is a predicted model, not a curated record. Gene Ontology annotation, molecular function: intramolecular phosphotransferase activity. Gene Ontology annotation, biological process: glycolytic process. Bases 247 to 1008 code for a protein of 253 amino acids. Lineage: Eukaryota; Metazoa; Chordata; Actinopteri; Scombriformes; Scombridae. The transcript has 4 exons.